AUGCGUAUUUCUUCUCUCUUAGCUACCGUGGCCGGCGCCAGUACCGCAUCGGCGGGCGUGAUGCGGAUCGCGGCUAACACCCUGGCCUGGAAUUGGACGGUGACAGAAUGGGGCGCUGGUUGCUCGAAGGGAGCAUGCUCCUAUGAUUUCAACGUGACUGGUAUUGGGAAUGGCACGGCGCACCCUGCCAAACCGUCGUUCAAGGCGUACUGUAACGGACAAGGCGAGGGUGCCGACUACAGAGCUUGUACUAAUCUCGAGGAUUCGGGAACCGAAUAUUCUGUCGUUGCAAAGCUCCUCUUGCCGAAUAAUGCGACCAAUGAAACGCACUCUCGACCUCAGAUUCAAGUCAGCCUCAAGUUUACUGACCUGAACACAUCGUCGACCUGGUGGAAUUAUACCGGAAAGGCCGAGACCAAGUACAACCAAUUCGCCGGGCCACGUAUGAACUUCACCAUUGCCCCUGAUACCAUCUUCGGCGCAGCGUAG
This is a messenger RNA of Annulohypoxylon maeteangense, 489 nucleotides long. RefSeq lists its product as uncharacterized. The coding region runs from base 1 to 489 and encodes 162 amino acids. NCBI's taxonomy places the organism in Eukaryota, Fungi, Ascomycota, Sordariomycetes, Xylariales, Hypoxylaceae. The transcript is spliced from 2 exons. The record is from RefSeq and is a predicted model, not a curated record.